ACGGUUUUGCUUCCUUUCUCCCCUUUGCAACGAGGUCUUUCUCUACAAACCACCCUUUGUCGUCGAAGACACUAAACCACCGUCCGUUCCUUCCUCACUUUUCUACUCGACCACAAUGAAGUCUUUCGCUGUCCUCUCCGCCGUCGUCGCCGUCGCGGUCGCCCAGUCAAACCCCUUGAUUCCCUCUGGAAUCAGCGACUCUUGCCGCACCUUCUUGACCAACCUCAACACCAACGCUGAUAUCGCCAAAUGCACCGACGCGCUCACCACCGCCCUCAGCAGCUUUGCGCCCGGCAAGACUGAUACCGCGACCGCCUCCGACAUCACGGGCGCUCUCAACAACCUUUGCUCGACGUCGACCACCGCCGCCUGCCCCUCGAGCGUCAUCAGCUCGCAGGUCACCAACUUCUACGCUGCCUGCCCCGAUGAGCUGACCUCGAGCCCCAACGCUGAUGUCGUCCGCAUGUACGAUAUCAUCUUCUCCAUCGUUCCCAUGCAGAAGGCCAUCUGCUCCAAGGGCGAUGACGGCAAGUGGUGUGUCAUGUCCGGCAACCCCCUCAGCGACUCCUCGGCCAGCGACCUCCAGUCCUCGCUUUACACUCAGGAUGGCCAGACCAUCAUCCCCAACACUGAUGCUUUCAGCAGCAACAACCUCCCCUUCCUUCUCCUCUCCCCCGACUUGGACAAGGAGGCCCUUUGCACCGCCUGCACCCGUAACGUCCUUUCCGCCUACAUCACUUACGAAUCCGAUGUCCCCUACGCUCCCGGCCUCGGCAAGAGCCAGCUCCUCGGUGAGCAGGGCGCUCUGUUCUCCGCCGUCCAGGAAAAGUGCGGUGCCAAGUUCAUGGACAACGAGAUCAAGGCUGCUGGUGGUCUCGGUACCUCCAACGGCAAUGGAAUCUUCUCCAGCGGCGCGGCUCCUUCCAUCGACGUCGCCUUCCAGAGCCUCAUGGCCGUCUUUGCAGGCUUCACGACUCUGGCAGUUACCGCAGCCUUGUAA
Messenger RNA from Coprinopsis cinerea okayama7#130, 1000 nucleotides. RefSeq lists its product as hypothetical. NCBI's taxonomy places the organism in Eukaryota, Fungi, Basidiomycota, Agaricomycetes, Agaricales, Psathyrellaceae. The record is from RefSeq and is a predicted model, not a curated record. The coding region runs from base 116 to 1000 and encodes 294 amino acids. The transcript has 2 exons.